CUUCUGCCGCCGACGAUGGGGAAGGCCUAUUCGCCGGAGCAGCGCGAGCAGGUGCGCCAGCUUCUCGAGUCCGGUCGCGACGAGGAGUCGAUCGAGAAAGAGACUGGCGUCAGCGACCGCACCAUUCGGCGAUGGAAGCUGGAGCUCGAGCGGACGGGCAGAAUAGGCAAACCCCCGGAGUCGCGCACCGGCAGACAUCGAGUACUGUCGGCCGAGAUCGAGCAGGCUCUCGUCGACCAUGUGAAACAGAACCCCGAGCUCUCGGUGGAUGAUAUGCUAUGGUGGUUGUACGAUAAGCACAAGAUUGUGGUGGGGACGAGGACCAUCCGGCGCGUCUUCGAGCGCAAGGGCGACAAGGUGAAGAUCAAAGGCAGCAAGAAGAAGGGUGAUGCGAAUGACGACGACGAGGAAGACGACGGAGAUGGUGAGGGCCCGACGACUUCCAACAACAACGCGAAUACCAUGUCGCCCAUGCACCCCAACGGACAUUACCAGAGCCCAUACGCGCCCAUGGUGCCGCAGAACGCAGAGCAGCAGCUCGCUCAGGCUUUGCAACAGCAAACUCAACAGCAGACGCCGGUCCAGCGGCAAUCCUCGUUCAGCGCGCCCAUGGCCGGCAACAAUAACGACGACGUAGAGGACGAUGAAGAAACGCUGCAGCUUCAACUUCAGCAGAUCGAGCUCCAGAAGCGCGAGCUCGAGGUAAAGCUGAAGCUGCGACGUAUACAAAGUGGUAAGAACACUCCUGCGUCCGCUGCUCGCAAAGGCAGCACGCCGAACUCUGGCACGAGUUCGUUGUACAAUCCUAAUCUCGUGGUACCCACACCUCCGAAGCGCGAUUCGCGAAGCAAGAAGAAGAUUGAGGAGUCAAAGCGUCGCACUGCGGAGCGGCAGGAGCGCAUGCUUCGGGACUUGGAGCGACGAUCGCGUCGGCGCGAUCAUCUCACGGCGGAAUGGGUAUCAUCGAAGGAUAUUUGGCCACUUCGGGCUCAAGGUCUUCUCGCCGAUCUCAUGCACCAAUAUGGAUGCUACGCCUUUGCGCAGAAUCAAGUCGAUGUCUUCGAGUCCAUGUAUCGGGAGCUCUACAAGCUGGUCGACCUCAGCAAAGGAGACUGGUUGCCUCAGCUCCACGACGAUAUGCUGCGGGAGAGGAUGAAGCGCAAGAUGGGACAAUUGCGGACCAAGAUGCAGAAGACGGGUGAGAUCAUAUCCCGUGCAGAUGGCUAUGGAGGUUUCACGAAGAGCGACAGCUACACUGGCGAGCAAGCUGGCGCCGCCGAGGGCGAUGAAUCGGAGUUCCUUGGAGAUGCUACCGACUUUGGUCAGCAAGCCCAAUCGGAGCAAAAAUACGUUGAUGGAUAUCAGGCGGCUGAUCAGAACAACGGAUUUGGUGCACAUCAGCAGACGGUGCAGCAAAGUUUCGAUCCCCAACAGGUGCAGCAGCAGGGAGGCGCGGUACCGGAGGCACAGAUGCAGGACCAGAUUCAGUAUGAGCCGGUGCAAGACCAUGGAAUGCAGCACAUUUCAUACACUCACAACAUGAUGGGCAACCAGGGUCCACAGUAUCCCGGCAUGCACAUGGAGGGAAUGAUGCCUUACGGCAACAUCAAUGGCGGUAUGGGGAUGUAGACUGAGCAUUGCCGCAGGAGGCUGCUGCUCCGGAACGCCGCGACGUACAAAAGCCAACGGAGUCGCUACGAGUUUUGAUCAAUUUCUGGAAUGCGAGCGGGCGCUAUUGGAGGGCGAUGGAGUUGAGGUUACGGACUCGGUGUUUUAUGACCGCGCACUGCUUGCGAAUGAUACCACUGUAGCUUGUGGGGAGGGAGGGAGAUUUCUGGAGUCAAAAGCAUUAUUUCGCGAGCAGAAAUCAGAAUGGAGCGCAUUGCUGUGUCUUGUCUCA
Messenger RNA from Cercospora beticola, 1900 nucleotides. Its product is annotated as helix-turn-helix domain-containing protein. The record is from RefSeq and is a predicted model, not a curated record. Lineage: Eukaryota; Fungi; Ascomycota; Dothideomycetes; Mycosphaerellales; Mycosphaerellaceae.